AUGUCGACUGAUAAUGGUGUCGCGACGCUGCGAUCCGGCGAGCUCAUCGACCUGAUGGCCGCCUUGGAAGUCAGCGGCACCGAGAGCCCCGAAAGCGAGGCCAAAUCCCUGGAAUCUUAUUCGAAGGUUGGUUUUUUCAGUUUUCAUCAUGAAAAAUCAGAGAAAAGAUGGAAAAAUGGGCUUUUUUGUGUAAAAAUUUCGUGAACUCCAUUAUUUCUGAAAAAAAUUCCGUAGUAUAAUUAAAUUGUGUCCUUCAGUUUCUUAGAUGCGGUUAAAAUGAAACUUGAACAAAACAAAAGUUGAAAAGACGGGAAAAAUCACCAGAAUUCUACUCAAAAUUCGGUUUUAUUCAAAUUUUGUGUUGCGCUUGGAAAUAAACUGCUUUUUUAGUAUUCAUUUUAUUUAAUUUCGGAGGAGAAACAGAAGUGUUGACGAACUUGAAGUUUUUUGAAACGGCUCUUCUCUGCGAGACCUUUUAAAGAUGCAACGGUGCUCCUUUAAAAUUUUAUUUUUACUGGUUUUGAAUUAUAUGGUACACUUCUAGCCUUUAAAAAGGCCCCAGAAGGGGUUUUGAAUUUUUCCAAGAGUUUUAUAUAUUUUCCAUGACUUUUGACCGAACAUUUUUUCAUUUUUUAUCGUUUUUCAGCACUUCAAAACCAAAGAGAUCUCCGUGCCGCGGACGGUUUUUGUGGAGAAAGAAGAGCUUUUCCACAAAAAGCCCUUCAAAAUGCCCAAAUCGUAUAUAGUUCACAAUCCGGAGAUCAACUACGACAAGGUCGUCGAGUACGACUGUGACGAGGAGGUGCGAUUUUAUCCAAAAAUCUCGAAAAUGUUUGAUUUAAUAGAAAAUUUGAACUUUUUAGGUUAUUUUCAUCAAAAUUUAUGUGUAAAAGAAGCUAUGAGAAAAUCCAGAAAUAUUCAAUUUUUAGGACUACGAAUGGCUGAAAGAAAUGGAACCGAUCCGGAAAAAAAGGAGAAACAAAAAGACGAUCACACCGACGGAUUUCGAAUUCGUCAUGGAUCGGCUGGAAAAAGGAGUGCUCCUUCAAGGUAUCGACAGAAGAAUCUUAGGAACCCUAGAGUGGUCCCUAAAGGGCAUUCAAAGAUUCCCCUCUAGGGAUCAUUUUAACUCCCCUGUAAGGGGCACUAAACCUUGCAAAAGUGACCAAUUUUAGUUCUUGAAAGAUCCCUAAUGGGACCACUUAAGGUAUAAAGGUUUAGUGUCGUGCUCUAAACCCCUAUAGGGUCCACUUAAAUUUUGCCUCUCUAGGGAACACCAUAUAGUCCUCCGCGGACCCCUCUAGGGACCACUCUGGCGUUCCUCAGUUCAAACAUUUCUUUUUCGAGUUUUGAGAACUUCGCGUUGAUUUCAAUUAUGGUUAUUCUGAUUUUUGGUUACAAUUUUUUUUUUCAUUCUUGGUUUUCUGUUCAUAAUGUCCUUAUCAGGGGGAUUGGCUAUCAAAUUUGAUAUAUAACUUUUUUUAAAACGCUUUGAGCUGUAAUUUUCCAGGAGAACCCAAAAUUUGAGGGUUAUUUUUGAUUUUACUCUUUCGAAGCACUUUUUUUGGAUAACUUGUUUUUUCUUCAUUUUUUAUACUUUCUCGUGAAGUUUUAACGUCUUGAAAACGAAAAUUCAAACAUGCUUCGAAACAUUUUUGAAAUAUCUUUUCAAAAUUCCUAAACGGAUAUUUUUGAACUUUCAUAUCUCGGUACUAUGCUAGAAUAUUUCAAUUUUUCAUUUUUUGUCGAUUUUCUUAAAUUCAAUGCUUCUGUAUGUGAGAUCAGUCAUCAGAUUUUCAAACCCAUAUCUUCAAAAAAAUUUCAUUUUUCCAGGCCUCUGGCGGGAAAAACAACUCGAAUCAAGCCGGAAACAGUUCGAUCGACGCCGACGACGUCUGCUGCGUGUGCUCCGAUGGCGACGUUUCCAACGCCAACCAGAUCAUCUACUGCGACAUGUGCAACAUUGCCGUUCAUCAGGUUUCAGAUAAGAAAAAUAUUUUUUUGAGCUAGGAUUUAUCAUAAGCCCGGUUAAAUUGAUGAAGUUAAAAAUUUAAAAAAAAUGUACAAUUUCGGGGCAGUUUUUCAUGAUAAGCUAUUUUCCCUAUCAAAAAAAAUGAUUUUUUUUUCCAGAAAAAUUUCAAAUUUUGUCCGCUUAACCAUCUAUCCAAAGACGCUAGACUCGAAAAAUCCGCGAUUUUUUUCAAGAAUAUUCCAUUUUUUUAGGUGUUUUUAUGAAAAAGUACACUCUAGGGAUCACUUGAUCGUGAUUUUUUUCUAAUUUUGUGAUAUGUCAUGUGUAAUGUUAAAAUUGAGCGACAUUCUUGGAAAAUCAAAAAAAGUUUUUUUAAGACGUUUUUUAAAUUUCGAGACUUUCCGUUUGCUCCAUUGGAUUUGCCAUGAAGAAAAAUCAAAAAAACUGGAAAAAAUUUUUUCUUUCAAUUUUUGGGUACAACUCGUGUUUAAAGUAAUUUUCGCGAAAUUCAAAAAUAUCUCUGACUCUCCUAAAUUUAGUGAUCUUUUCCUCUUCCUGACCGCUUUUUUUUUUGUGCAAUCACUCUGAAAACGGAAUAAAGACUCGAGAGUCAGAAUAAAGCGGGAAAAAUUUCGAAAUCUGUCGAAAGUAUUUUUUUUACGAGAAGGACCCAAUUUUCAGGACUGUUACGGUGUCCCCUACAUCCCGGAAGGCUCGUGGCUCUGCCGCAGGUGCAAAAUGAGCCCCUCGCAGGCCGUUUCCUGCUGCCUGUGUCCGAACCCCCACGGCGCCUUCAAACAAACUUCCGACGGUCGUUGGGCUCAUGUCGUUUGCGCUAUUUGGCUCAAUGAGGUAUGGAAAUAAAAAAAGGGCUCAAAAUUGGUGGUUAUUUCGAAAAAUGUGAAAUAUGAAACGUGAAUAGAUGCAUUUCAAUAAGAAAAAGGGGUUAAAAUUGGUAGAAUUUUUUUUUAAAAAUUUGAAAAUCAAGUCAUUUUUCCAUUUUUUUUUUGUCAAAGUUAGGUUGGGCUCAUGUUCUCUGGAUCAAAUAGGUAUUUGAAUUUUUAAAAUAUUCGGCUGAAUUUGGUGGAUUUUAUUUUUAAAAAAACGUGAAGAAGGGAAGGUGACUCGAAGCAUUUUUUUAUAGGAAAAAAAGGGACAGAAAUUUUUGACUCGAGGCAUUUUUGUUAAAAUGGAAAAAGGGGCCUUAAAUUGGUUGAUUUUAUCCGGAAACUAUGUAAAAUAGUAGGUUAUUUUUUUAUAUUUUUUUCAUCAAAUUAUUAAAACUUACAAAAAAAAGCCGUAUAUUAACGGCAUUAUUCAAUAGAUUUUCGAAAAAUUUGAUUUUUGAGCUAGUCAAAGACCUUUUUGUUGAUUUUUAAAAAAUGCUUUUUUGAAUAAUACAACUGGCUUUUUAGAUCGAUCACAUGUUUUCUCUUUAAAAAAAAUUUAUCGCCUUGAAACUGAUCAAUUUUUGUUUCUUCAAGACGUUAUCUCUGAGUUUUAUAGGUUCAUUUCGGCAACGCCGUCUUUUUGGAACCAGUUGAAGGCGUUCAAACGUCGUUGAAUGUCAGAGCGAGGCUACGAUGUCUCAUUUGCAGGUUUGGAAUGGAAAACAGAGGGUAAAUAAAAGUGCAAAAUAUUUAUAAGGAAGAAAAAAUCAGAAUUUUGAGCUCUGAACCAGAAAUUACAUUUUUCUUGGCUUUUUGAGCUUCAGAACCUCACAAUUUUGAGUAGUUGUUUUUAAGCCCUUUUUUGAAUUUUCAGGGGUUCUUGGAGUUUGUAGAUUUUCAAAAUUGGCUGUUUCAGGAUCAAAAAUUACAUUUUCAUAGACUUUUUCAGUCUAAGAACCAUUAUGAGCAAUCUUUUGAUUUUUUAAGGGCCAUUUUUUUUAGAAUCUAGGGAUUUCUGGAGUUUGUAGAUUUUCAAACUUCGCUGUUUCAGAAAGAAACAGGGCGCGUGUGUGCAAUGUUCGACGCGAAGUUGUGUCCAGGCGUUCCACGUGACGUGUGCCCAGCGUCUGGGACUCGUCAUGCGCGUCGAGACAAAGGAGAACGCCGAGACUUCGGAUGACGUCGACGUCAAGGUGCUGAAAAAAAUAAUUAGAAACUUGGGAAUCGAAAGAAAAAAUCAAAGUGUCCCCAAUCUUAUAAUAAGCACCGGUGGAAGUAAAAAAGUACUUCCUAAAAGAAAAUCUUUUGUUGCUCUCUCCAUGAUCUUAAAGAUAGGAAAGCGGUGGAAUUUCCAUUUCUAUAAGGUUCCAUCGAUUUUCGAAACCUGAAAAGACCUUUUUUUUAGCAUAAAAAUAAUAAAAUUGAAGUUUCUCCGAAUUUAUAAGCUCCCAAGUACAAAACUGUUCCUCUUCCCUGAAAAUAACUUCUUUUUUUUCCUUCUAGAAAUAUUUGUUCCUUUUCAAAAGCUUUUCUAUAAGUUCCCACUGAUGAGAAAUGAAGUAAGAAUCUCGGCGAAAUCUGAAAAAGAAGACAUCGAAGUUCUAGUGUUUUUCAAAUUUUUCAAAAAAUCUGAUAAAAGAAAGAAAUCCAAGUACUUUCGAACUUUCAGCGGUUCAUCCACUGCCUGAAACACGGCAACGACGGGAAACACAACAUGAAUCGACGGCAACACGAUGAAUGUUUAAGGAGGGCGAGGAGGAGUCUCGCCGCCAGUUCCUACACUCCGACCAUCAAGUUUGACUUUUUUCUGAACGUCAUUGUGGUCCCUAUAGGGGCAAUCUUAGGGGCUCUUGGAGUUUCUCACGGUACCAUUUUACCUGCAUUAAUAGGAAUCACUGAAGAUUUCAGUUCCUUCUUCUAACCUCUAUAGGGGCUACUCUGCAGUUGCUAAGCUUUUUAUCAUUUUUAAAGUAUCCAUUUCGUUUUCGUUAAUUUGUUGCCUUGGCGUUGAGCUUUUGGCGCUUCAAAACAGUAUUAUCUGCGCCCGACCUUGAGCGAUUUCCGCCCAGUGUUAUACCCAGAGCGCGCAAGUAGUUUUUGGUCGGAUGCUCAAGAAAUCCGAGAACUUUUAGUUGUAUAAUACAGAAUACUCUGUUGAGAUUUAAUUUUUUACUUGCGCCCGACCUUGAGCGAUUCCCACCCAGGUUGUACAUGAUACCCAAGCGCAACUAGUUUUUGGUCGGAUGCUUAAGAAAACCGUGAACGUUUAGUUGUAAAGCAUAUGAAAACUGUCUUUAACUCCGGAAAAAUAAAUUUCAAUCGUUCAUUUUGCAGCAUGCCGACGAUUUCCAAGGAUUCUAUAGAAGGGAUCACGGAAAGGUCCGGAAUUGGAGACAUUUCCGAGAUUACGACCUAUUGGUACCUUAAAAGGAAGUCUCGACGCGGUGUUCCACUUAUCCGACGGUUACAAGUUGAAGUAAGAAUUUGAAAAAAAGUUUUUUUCUCAAAAAGGGUUUUUUUGGUUUGGAAAAAGAUUGAGAAAAAUUUUGAAAUUUUUCCAAAUUUUUUUUGCUUGAUUUUUCAUGUUUCGAUUGGAGUUUUUUUAUAUUUCUUCAAAGUUUUUUUCAAUAUAAUUCUUUUCCCACUCGGUCAUCAAAAUUGAAAAUUUCUUGUUUUCUGAAAUUAGUUAUUGAGUCGGAUCAUAGUUUUUCGAAAAAGGCAUUUUUGUCAGAAGCUGUAUUUUUUUACAAAAUCAGAAAUAUAGCUUAAAGACUUUUUUUCCAUUGAACAAUGAAAUUGGUUAUUUUUUUAUAUUUUUUUAAAUUUUUUUCCUGGUGAUAUUUUUCAAAUACACGGUUUAAUGGUUAUUCUUGUCACUUAUUUUUUUCAAAGAAUUUCAGUUUUUUUGUUCUUCAAAACAUCUGUCAGAAAAAAAUACAAAAAAAAGUUUUUUUCGUUCAAAAAAAUUUCUUAUUUGUAGUUUAAUCUUCCUGAAACCUUCUGGAGUUUUAACGACCGUUAUUUUUUUAACAUUUUGGUGGAAUUUCAGUUCGCAGAAAAAAAGCGCAGUUUCAGAAAGUUAUUGAGCUCCAUAUAAGGAAAUUGCGAUUUUUUUUAAAAUUUUCUAGAUUUUUCUCUGACGGACCUGUUUUCUAUACGAGAAAAGAUGAUUUCUCACUUUUCAUAAUAUUCUCUUUCAGAUGUCCCAACCCAAAGCGAAUCGAGUUUCGUCGAAUGAGCUCGAGGACAGCCUCCAAUUACCCUAUAAGGACCUGAAAAACACCCGGUAUUCGAUGGAAACGGCCCGACUUCUCUGCGAACAAGUCAAAAAGCGCGAGAACUACAAGAAAAACAUUGUUCGUCAUUUUUUCUUGAGAAGUUUUGAUUUUUCUAUUUUUAGAUUGACAAGUCCGUCGAGUUGUUUGAACUGGUUUUUGUCGAUUUCACGUCCUUUCUGCAAACUUUGGUUGAUCGGCUCAAUAAGAAGGACUCGAAAGCGGUUCGUUUUGACCUUUUUCCUAAUAUAUUCGUCUGACCUGUCUGCGCUCUCCUCCCUCUCGUCUCUGCGACUUUUUUCAUACUUCAUUCUUGAAAUUUGCUGACCGGCCUGCGCUUUCUUCCCUCUCGUCUCUGCGCGCUGUUUCUGCGACUUUUUUCAUAUUAUAUUCGUGAAAUUCUCUGACCUGUCUGCGCUUUUUCCCUCUCGUCUUUGCGCGCUGUUUCUACGACUUUUUUCAUACUUCAUUCAGGAAAUUGUCUGACCCGUCUGCGCUCUCUUCCCUCUCGUCUCUGCGACUUUUUUCAUACUUCAUUCUUGAAAUUUGCUGACCGGCCUGCGCUUUUUCCCUCUCGUCUUUGCGCGCUGUUUCUACGACUUUUUUCAUACUUCAUUCGUGAAAUUGUCUGACCUGUCUGCGCUCUCCUCCCUCUCGUCUCUGCACGCUGUUUCUGCGACUUUUUUCAUAUUAUAUUCGUGAAAUUCUCUGACCUGUCUGCGCUUUUUCCCUCUCGUCUUUGCGCGCUGUUUCUACGACUUUUUUCAUACUUCAUUCAGGAAAUUGUCUGACCCGUCUGCGCUCUCUUCCCUCUCGUCUCUGCGACUUUUUUCAUACUUCAUUCUUGAAAUUUGCUGACCGGCCUGCGCUUUCUUCCCUCUCGUCUCUGCGCGCUGUUUCUGCGACUUUUUUCAUACUUCAUUCGUGAAAUUGUCUGACCUGUCUGCGCUCUCCUCCCUCUCGUCUCUGCACGCUGUUUCUGCGACUUUUUUCAUUUCAUACUACGCGAAAUUUUCUGACCUGUCUGCGCCCUCUUCCCUCUAUUCUCUGCGAUUUUUUUCAUACUUCAUUCGUGAAAUUGUCUGACCUGUCUGCGCUCUCCUCUCUCUCGUCUUUGCGCGCUGUUUCUGCGACUUUUUUCAUUUCAUACUACGCGAAAUUUUCUGACCUGUCUGCGCUCUCUUCCCUCUCGUCUCUGCGCGCUUUUUCUGCCACUUUUUUCAUACUUCGUUCGUGAAAUUCUCUGACCUGUCUGCGCUCUCUUCCCUCUCGUCUCUGCGCUCUUUUUCUGCCACUUUUUUCAUACUUCGUUCGUGAAAUUCUCUGACCUGUCUGCGCUCUCUUCCCUCUCGUCUUUGCGCGCUUUUUCUACGUUUCUACGACUCCUCUUCCUAGUUGUGUCUCUCUGUUCUCUCACCAGCAAGGUCAAGCUUCCGGUGAGGGAAAUCAGAGCGCAGACUAGUCAGACUGCCUCAAGUCUCUAGAUGAAAAAAGAAAUUGAAGAAAAUAGAAUAUUUUCAGGUUUUUGCCCAGCCUGUCAAGUUGGACGGUUAUUCUUCGAUUAUCAAGCACCCCAUGGACAUUUCGACCAUUAGGAAAAAGAUCGUAGAUGAGGAAUAUGGUGAGUGGUCCAACUUGGAAUGGCUCUUGAAGCGGCGCGGUUAGGCGUUUUAUCCCAAUAACUUGCUCAAAACGCUCAAAAAAAGUUGUUUGCUGAUGUUUUUCUGUACAAUGUUUUUCUACAUGAAAGAUCUAAGAUUAAUUUUUUCGAUUUUUUUUUUUUGAAUGGACCGAAAAUGUACUCAUUUUUUUCCGAUUUUUUUCAGUGUUAAACUUGAAAAUUAUGAGGAAUAUCUUUACUUUCAUGCCGUGACCGCAUUUGGAAUGGAUCUCGGCGCGGUUAAAAUGAGAAUUUUUUUUCCCGAUGAUUUGUUCAGAACGUUCAAAAAACUCGAAAAAUUUUUUUUUUCUUUUUUCUGUACACUUUUUUUCUACAUAGGAUCUUCAUAUUUUCUUUUUUUGAGUACUUUUUUUCAUAAUUUAUUUUUUUCGAGAUCUCAAAAGAACGCAUUUUUUCUAAUAAACUCAAAAUUUACUGUGUUCGAGAAUAUUAUUCUUUUUUUACACAUUUUUCCGCCGAAAAUGAUCCGAUAAAACCUUCAGAUUUCAAAGAAAUAUUAUUUUUUUUCAAGUACUCCUAAUGAUUCAAAAAUACUGAAGGGUCGUGUCGAUAGAUUUUUAGAAGUGGGGCUAAUUUUCUCAAAAACGGAAAGUAGGCUGUUUUUGAGGGUUUCGAGCCAGAAAAAAAGGCUUGAAAAAGCUAAAAUUUUUCAGGUACCCUGAAAGACCUCCGAAAGGACAUUUUUCUGAUGACGGACAACUGCGAGAAGUUCAACAAGGGCAACGAUUAUUACCUGAGAUACGGACGAAAGUUCCGAAAAGUCGCGACCGAAGUCCUGGAAGAGGCCGAGGAGCGAUGGAGACAAAUUUCGGAGGUACUGGAGUUUUCUGGGGAUUUUGAAGGGAGUUUUGAAGAUUUUCAUCAAAAAAUAAAACUAAAAAUGGGCUUGGAAUGUUCAGAGAUGAAGAAUAAAAUAUAUAUUUAGUUUCUAAAAAAAAAUUAGCCGUUAUUGUUUUUAUUUGGGCUUUUUUUAGGAACUUGAGUUGAUGAUCAAACUAGACAUAAAAUGUCUUUUUUUUCUGAGAAAUAAGUUUUGAAGAAGCUUUCCAGCAAUGAGGGGAAUGAAUAGUAACAGAGGGGUCCCUUUUUCUUCUUUUUUGAAUAUUUUUGAACCCUUGAUUCUUUUAGGGUCUUGUAAAUUGACGACUUUUUCACAUUCCUGUACACCUAUUUUAAUAGUUUGAACGCUAAUUCUAGUUAAAACGUAGAGAAAAAAGAGCAAAAAAAGGAUAAAUUCCGUAAAAUUUCGCUUCCGUGUAUGUUUGGUCCACACCCUCAUAUCUUCGGUCUAUGUAGCUUCAAGUUCAUAAAAAAACAACAAUGAGUGAAGUGACUGCAAGAAUACACGCCCACGAUAUUUUGCGGAUCGGAAUUAUGGAAAGAAGAAAAAAUAUCCCACUUUCUGCAGCUCCAAGAGACGGGCAUGGAAGGGCUGAUGAAAGAAGUCUGCGAAAUUCCGCUUCUUGCUGCCUGCGACUUUGAGCGUCUGGCGACGGUGGAGCCGUUGUCCGACGACGCGAAGAAGCGGCUCGGGGACGAGACGAUGGAGUUCGACGACCACGACGACUUCCCCACCACUUCUGAAUCCUGCGUCAAGGAAAAUCAGCCGGAGACGUCUUCGGAUGCGAGGACGAGGAGGCAGUCGGGAAGGUGGGGAUUUUCCUUGUGAUUCUCAUGGAAAGUGACAUGAAAGUUUUUAUUUUCAAGGAAGGUAGGAUCCAUAGUUUGGACCAAAAUCAAAUUGAACUACCGUUGUGUAAUGAAAAGUGGUGGUUGGCUGAAUUUUAGGCCAUUUUCUGAAGCUUUUUCUUGAAAAAUGGCAUGAAAACCCGUACUUUUUUUUAGGAAGUUGAAAAUGAAUUUUAACUCUCGUUAAACAUCUGUAAAAAAAAUUGUUGCUUUUUUGAAACUUCGGAGCCAUUUUCUGGAGUUUUUUCUUGUGUUCCUGAUGAAAAUGACAUAAAAUUUCUAUGAUUUAAGGCAUUUUUGAAAUAAAUCCGAAAGUUGGAAGCAAAGUUGCUCUAUUGAGAAAUCCUCAAUUCUCGUUUUUUCCUCAUUUUUUUCUCCAUUUUUAUCUUUUUUGUGGCUCUCAAAAAGGAAGAAAGCUUCCGAUUAGGAGGAAUUUUCGAAUUUUGAACAAGAGAUUACGGUAAGCAACUUUCUGUACACCGAUUUUCCAAUGCCCUGGCGUGAAGUUGGAGAUGAAUUUUUCUUGAUAAAAUACAGGCUUUUGUGCGAUUUUAAGUAGUUUCUGAGUAGAGUUGCGAUAUAUCAGAAAACACAUGUUCUCUAGCCUAUACGUCUUGAAAUUUGAAUUUUUUUUUUCAAAAUGUUCAUUUUUUGCAAUUUCAAAUGAAAAACACAUGUUUUACUGGAAUUAUUGCUUAAAAUGUAGCUAAAGAUCAAUACUUUCUUCUCAGAUCGACGAGAAAAGGACGACCGUCGAAGACAGAAAUCGAGGCGGUUGAAGUGGAAGAAGACGUCGUCGAACGGCCGGAGACGCCGCCGAGAGCCCCGUCGAGGCUGGUUCUGAAGACGGCGGCCUCUUCAGCGCCCCAGUGGUCGACCCUCUUCGGCUCGGCCAGCACCAACAAGAGGAAAAUUCCGCCGACAACCAACAAUAAGUCGGCCAAGAAACGGAAACCUGACAGUGGUGGGUGUUGAUAAUACAUUUUUUCACUAUCAUCCAAGCCUCAAAGUCUAGUAAAAACCCUUCAGUUGCUGCUCAAACCGCCUCGAUUCUGCCCUUCCUCUCCGCCGCUCGACCUUCCAAACCCAUCGAAACGACGCCAACGUCCUCUCUCGCCUUCGUCAACGGAAACAUGACAUCGAGACCGUCGACGGUGUCUCUAACGACGCCGGCAAGGACGACGAGGGCUUCCAGAACAGGAACCGCAAACCAGUCGUUCAACAACUACCGCGAGAUGUCCAUUGCCAGGUUUUCUGCCUGAUUAAGUGAUCGAACUCAUUUUUUGCAAUUCAGUCCCUUGCCAGCCGACACGGCGUCUUCAGAAGAUUCAGCGGAUGAAGAUUUGGAAAAGUCGGUCACGACCGCGUUGGAACCGUUUUUGAGUCGCCGAAGAGACAAGGUUCGUUCAGAGAAGAGCUUUUGAAACAAAUUAGUAUUUUAAGGCCACCGCGACAGCUCCAGCCGUCAGCGACAGUGCGAAGCGACGAGCGACCACUGUGACGUCACCACCGCCGUCGGCGACUGAAGAAACGCCGCGGGCGUCGCUGCGACGGAUACGACCCAACGGACGGCCGGCGACCCGCGGCAUCGUCAGCUCGCUGGAAAAAGCCCGCGAGGAGGCCAAGUCCAAGCUCGUCCACAAUGCUUUGGUGGACAUUGACGGAAAGGCCGCUAGGUUGGUCUUUUUUUCUCUGCGCCCUCCUCGUUUCUCGGCGACCCUCUCAUGUUGCCAUGCUGUUUUCAUGAUUCUAUGAUCUCUCCGGUGAGGGAACAAAGAGACGCAGACACUCUAAAAGGGUCACGUCGCGGUAAAUGGACUAUAUAAAAAAAUAUUGGGGUCGUGCCAAUUUUUUCAGAAUUUCAUUGAAAAUAGGAAAGUUUUGAUGGACGUUAUUCUAGAUUCUUUUGGUCUGAAGGAAAAUGCUUCAAAAAUAUAUGCUUUAUAAACUUUUUUGUUCGAAACAGUCUCUCAAGGAAAUCGAAUUUUUCAAAACUACUGAAAAUUUCUUGAAGCUGGUUCUCGAGACGAAAAAGGAUUUUGCAGAGUAAUCGAGCCGACUUUCUCGCACCUGGAAGGUUAUUCGCGAGAAAAACGGCUUCAGAUGCUGGCGACCAGGCCGCGGAAGGACGAGGAAGACAAUCAGCACGUCUACGUCCGAUUUUUCUCCGAUUCCAAAGAGUUGGUUUUGAAAAUAUUGAGGAAGCGUUAGAAUCAAGAAAUUUAUGUAGAAGGGUAGUAAAGGACGUCAUUGUUCUGGUACAGAAAAAUUUCGUCUUUUCUUGGCUUGAAAAAAAUAACGUCAUAACCCGCGGAGUCUCAUGAAAAGUGACGUCAUAAUUACCCGUAACCCUUUAUGACUCAUAACCCUGCAGAAGUUGAAUCUCAAGAAAAUUGACGUCAAUUCUCUGAAAAAGUGACGUCAUCGCGUCUGCCUAAAAAAUGACGUCACAACGUUCUUCGCGACGUCUUAUUUGAAAUUUCAACACCGGGAUCGUGAAAAAGAAUUUUUGGAACAAGUUUCUAUAGCUUCUCAAUGAAAACUUCGUUUGGCUUGGUUCCAAGAGAAAAAAGAGCGGUAAAAUCAUGCAAUUUAUGUAGAAGGGUAGAAAAUGACGUCAUGAUUCUGUGUCAGACAAUACAGGUCCAAAAAAACGUCGUCAUUUUUUGAGUUCGGAGAAAAAAUGACGUCAUAACCUGCAUGGUCUCAUAAGGAGUGACGUCAUAACCCUGCAAAAGUUGAGCCGCAAGAAAAUUGACGUCAUCGUGCCUGCCUAAAAAAUAAAAGAAGAAAUGACGUCACAACGUUUUUCGCGACGUUUUUCCAGCCCCGGAGUCAUGAAAAAGAUUUUGAAGCAAUUUCCUAUAGUUUUUCGAUGAAAACUUUGGAACGUCUUUUUCGUAAUGAAUAGUUCACAACUUUUCCUUCAGAUGCUGGCUGCCGGCUUCCCGAAUCACCAUGUUAGAUCUGACCAACGCCAAAUCAGCUGUCCAAGGCCUCAAACAGGCCAAAAUUUGGUUGGUUUUUUUUGUAAUUGAUAAAAAUCAUAGGAAAAGUCUAGACAAAUUUUCAAUUCACUUCUAUCUUUUUUUCGAAAACUUGAAGCAUUAUAAUUAUGAAAAACGUGAGGAAUACUCAAAAGAUCACUAGGGAGACUUUGAGUAGUCAUUUUAGUGGUUUUUAUGCGCGAAAAAUUGGAACCAAAAUAAGUGCUUUAAGUGGCCACUUGAGUGGCUCUGAUGCCCGAAAAGGGUGAACUAAAUUUUUUGAGAGAUUUGUUUUUUUUUCUCGCAAAAUUAAAAUUGAACAGUUCGAUUUUUUUUUCCCCUCUAGAGGGGCGUAAAGUAGUCACUUUAGUGAUUAAGAUGCCCGAAAAGUAGUAUCAAAGGAUGAGGCAAUUUUUCGACACUUUGAUUUUUUUUUUCUAGACCCGCUUGAAGUGGUUACUAGAGGGGUUCUGAUGCCGAAUAGGAUGGAUCAAAAAAUUUUUUCUUAUGAUUUUUGCGUAAAGAUAUUAUUUUCUAACGCAUAAUAAUUAUGAAUUUGACUAUCGGUUUAUAUCGAAAGAUCCGAAAUUUUAGGCAACGACGGAUGCUGGAGCAGCAAAACUGA
Molecule: messenger RNA, 13119 nt
Organism: Caenorhabditis auriculariae
Lineage: Eukaryota; Metazoa; Nematoda; Chromadorea; Rhabditida; Rhabditidae
Source: the annotation of a GenBank genome assembly